Messenger RNA from Miscanthus lutarioriparius, 1179 nucleotides. Lineage: Eukaryota; Viridiplantae; Streptophyta; Magnoliopsida; Poales; Poaceae. The record is from the annotation of a GenBank genome assembly.
AUGGGCCGCGCCGUAGCAGGCGGCGCCAAUGCCGAGGCCGACGGCGGCGGCGUCCAGCUAGUAUCGGUGUCCUGGAACCAGGACAGUACCCACUUCGGGGUGGUGACGACCGCCGACUUCCGCGUCUUCGACUGCAGCAGCCCGUUCCACGAGAAGCUACGCCGCGGGCUGCCGCACGGCGCCGGCGACGGGUACGCCAUGGUGGGCGUGGAGAUGCUGUUCCGCAGCGAGAUCUUCGCGCUCGUCGCCGCCGCAGGGGGCGAAGGCGGCAGCGGCAGGAGCAGGGUCAUGGUCUGGGACGACCGGGAGAACCAGCGCAUCUCCGACGUCCUCGAGUUCCAGUCCGACGUCGUCCGCGCCGUCCGGGUGUCCAAGGACUACCUCGUCGUCGUCCUCGACCGCGUGGUCAGGGUCUACGGCCUUCGCGCCUCGGCGCGGCCGCUCUGGAGGAUCGCCACGGCGCUCAACCCCCGGGGGCUCUGCUGCCUCUCCUGCCACGUGGACGUGGACGUGCUGGCCUGCCUCGGCACGGCGCGAGGACAGGUCCGCGUCGACCGGCUCGGGAAGAAGCCCGAGACGAGGUUCAUCGCGGCGCAUAGCUCGCACGUCGCGUGCAUGGCCAUGACCGUCGACGGCGCCGUGCUCGCCACCGCCAGCGUCAAGGGCACCCUCGUCAGGGUGUUCAGCACCAUGGAUGGGACUUGUUUGCAGCAGGUGCGUAGAGGGCUUGACCCAGCUGAGAUACAUAGCAUUGCGCUGUCACCAAACCUGCAGUGGCUGGCGGUGUGCAGCGACAAAGGAACCCUGCAUGUUUUCAGCUUGAGAGUUAGAGUUGGGGCGAAAGAUGCAGCUGGUCACAAGCAAUCUGCUGAUCAAGCAGCACGUUCUGUCGUGCAAACAAAAACUGCAUCCAAUGCAAGAUCAUCCUUGUCUUUCAUGAAAGUGAUUCUGCCGGAUUACUUCAGUUCAGAAUGGUCAUUCGCUCAGUUCCGUUUACCAGAAACCACAACCUAUGUUACAGCAUUUGGAGAACAACAAAACACUGUGAUGAUUAUCGGGAUGGAUGGCAGUUUCUAUAGAUGCAGCUUUGACCCUGUAAAUGGCAAGGAGAUGGUGCGAAAGGAAUAUUUUCGGUUUCUCAAGGAUAAGGACUCCCCUCCAUUUAGGGCCAGAGUUUAA